Messenger RNA from Anoplopoma fimbria (sablefish), 1171 nucleotides. It is a transcript of the gene mzt2b, whose product is annotated as mitotic spindle organizing protein 2B. Bases 101 to 727 code for a protein of 208 amino acids. The record is from RefSeq and is a predicted model, not a curated record. Lineage: Eukaryota; Metazoa; Chordata; Actinopteri; Perciformes; Anoplopomatidae. The transcript is spliced from 5 exons. Gene Ontology annotation, cellular component: centrosome; spindle.
GUCAUUUUAGCGCGCCCCGCCUGGCACUUGCAAGAAGCGACCGAAUGAGACUCUUUUCCUUUUAACAAUUCACUGCUAAUUUAAAGGUAUCCGCCCACUGAUGUCCCAACCACCGCAGCAGACGUUGCCCUCCGCCCCAGACUCCCCCGCGCUGGUGGUCUCCGGUAACGUGCAGAAAUAUGCCAUCAAGAAGAAGAAGGUCCUCAGUGCUGAAGAAGCCGAGCUGUUUGAACUAACCCAGGCUGCUGGCAUCACUGUGGACCAGGAGGUCUUUAAGAUCAUAGUGGACCUGUUGAAGAUGAACGUGGCCCCUCAGGCGGUCUUCCAGACUCUGAAGGCGAUGUGUGCGGGUCAGAGGGUCGCUGAAAGCUGCAGCGUGGGGGAGUCUUCGACCGUCUCCCACACCACCAGCAUCACCACGGCGCCGACGGAGGCCAGAGAAGAGGACUCUUUGGUUUCUGGAAAAAGCCCCAAACCGUCUGCAGCCGCCCCCUCAGCGUCCGGCUCCAGAGCCACCAGGGUCAACGCUAAGAUCGUGGUCUACGGCCCCCAAGACGCAAACUCUACUCACUCACAAGCAGUGCGCAGUAAAGCCGGAGCGAGCCACAGCGAGAAGAGCAGGGAGGCCUCCAGUCAGAGGGUGCAGCGGCAGCCCAGCGCCACCAGGGGGCAGAAGACCAAGAGCUCCGGCAGCAGCAGCUCCUCCUCACAGAUAAACUCCACCUAAGGUCAACGUGAGACCAUCUGUACAUAUGUAGUGUUCUUUACGUUUAAGUUAUCUGUAUGUUUUAUGUGUCAUUUGUUUUAAAGGAUUGGUUUCACACAUUUACAGCAGCUCCUGUUUGCAUUGUAGCCAUAGAUAUAUAUAGAUAUAUAUAUAUAUACAGACAACUAUAACUGGAUUACUUUGAUACUGAGGAAAGCUUUCUCAGGCAUGUUCAGGCGUUAUAAGGAUUUAGAGAUUCGAACGGAAUCUUUUUGGUUUAUUUGGUAAACCAAUCCUCUAACGUGACGUAAGAACGUAUCGUCUGCUCAUUCUCGUUCAGGCAGAUGUUACUGUAAGUGAGGAGAAAAACAUAUUAAAACAUAUUAAGAUUUUCUACUGGAAAUGUCUGUAUUCAAUGUGCAACUUUUUUAUAAAAUUCUUGUUUAAAUAAAUCCAAUAACAAUA